This is a messenger RNA of Danaus chrysippus (African queen), 2724 nucleotides long. NCBI's taxonomy places the organism in Eukaryota, Metazoa, Arthropoda, Insecta, Lepidoptera, Nymphalidae. The record is from the annotation of a GenBank genome assembly.
AUGACUACCGUGGAAGAAGGAGAAUCGCCUACGGAAGAUAUUCCAGUGGGAAAUCCAGAAGAAUUAACUAAAAAUCCCACGGCUCUCAAAGAGGCACAUGAAGAAAUGGCUACAUUAGAUGUUCUUGUAUGUGGACAAUGUCAUUCAGCAUUCCAUUUUGUUGAAGAAUUCAAGGAACAUAAAGACGCUAAUAAUUGUACUGGUAAAUCACCAGUUAGGGAUAGUAAUGAAAGUAAAGCUCAAGUAUGGGCAUUCCUUUUGUGGAAGUGCUCGUCAGUCCGUGAUGGGUCAACAUCGAAUGCCGAUAAUAGUUGGAAGCUUUACCAACAGUGGUGUAGAAUGCCAGAAGCUCAAAGAACUGCUUGGAUCACAGCGGGGUCUAAUGUUCAGGCUUUAUCUAAGUUUGCUCAUGCUAAAGUUAUGGAACUUAAAACAGAAGAUCAAUUGGUUCCCGUACAACAAACAGCCCCUGAAAUGGUUAAGAAACCUCGUGGAAGGCCAAGAAAAGUUACCAAGCUGGAUGAAGAAACUCAACCGUCUGGGGAGGAGAGCGAUGAUUUCAAGGGAAGUCCAGGACCAAAGGCUCUACUCAAUAAACUAGCUCAGGCUAACAAAUCUAGGGAUAUGUCGAAUGAGUCUGUCCGUGGGGCACAAGAACGUGUUCCACCCGAAGAACGUAUUGCGAGACGCUCAGAACGAGAAGGUACCGCUGAAGGGGAGUAUGUUGUGGAGAAAAUACUCGCCAAGAGAUUUAACCCUAGACGGAAACAUUAUGAGUAUCUGCUCAAGUGGGAAGGAUAUCCACAUGAACAAAAUACAUGGGAACCAGUGGAAAAUAUGGAAACUUGUAAACAUCUGUUAGAGGCGUUUGAAAAACAGUUGGCAAGACAGAAAGAACUUAAAGCGUUAAGAGCACAGCAACAGCAACACCCAGUGCAGGUGAAACAAAUAAACACUCCCAUGCCGCAAGUUGUUAAACAAAUGGUGAAAAAGUCUGACAGCCCCAUAUUAACUCCCACUGGUCGCCUGCAACGUACAAGCAAAGCCCGUGCUCUUGACCAAGUGAAGGCAUGGUGCGGUGCAGAUGAUGAGCCAGCUUCAAAGAAGAUCAAACGGGAACUAUCCAGUGAUGAUGACUAUUCCGAUACUGACUCUAUGAAAGCUGAGAAGAAGAUACUUAAUGGGCAGUCUUCGCCAAAGUCAAACAUAGACCCUGAACUGGUGAAAUCUCUGGGUCUGGGCGGCAAAGGCAUGCCCAACAUUAAAGGGGUCAUCAAAGUUGACCCUAAACACAUGCCUAAUCUCACAACUGGGGUCUACAUAAUGUCGAAAAGUUCUGGUAUAAUGAAAAUAGACUCUCCGGGAAAACUUGGACCCGGUUUGAAUAUUGAUCAAGAUGUCAUUAGAAAACAAAUAAUGGCUGCUAAACAGAAAAAAAUGGAAGAAUCCAAAAAGUCGCCGCUAAGUUCAUCACAAUCACAGAUUAAGAAAACUUAUAGUUCUGGGGGACAGCAAGUAACAGAAAAGACAAUAAUAACACCUUCUGGACAGAAGAUUAUACAAAGAACAAUACAGAGACCAUAUGGGCAGUCUGAUGGGAAAUCUCCUGUUGCAAUACUUAAUAAGAAAUUAGCUCAAGGUGAUAGUCUACUUCGCGGUUCUGGUCGCGGUGGUAUGACACGUGGCCGACCGCGCGGCGGGCAUAGUGUAGCGACGGCCGCUGGAAACAUUGUGCGCAUCCGGGAAAAACCUGUCAACGUCAACUUUGAGUGGGAGGCGUCAUCAGAGUCAUCCGAUGGUAUUGAAGAUCCAUUCCCUACUGACCUCGGUCCCAUACCAUCGCCCAGUCCUGAGCGUGAACUGACACUAUGUCCGCUAACAGGCAGGCGGCUGGCGAGGGCUGAAGGAGAGCCCACCCCGCCGCCGACACCGCCGCCGCAACCCACCACACCACCGCCCGAACAUCACGCUACUAUGCUCAUGAAGGUGGAAAUGUCGCCGGGUGGUACUACGGGAAUGUUGGUUCAAGGGGACGGAGCUCAACCUUCAUUGCCAGUUUUAACUGACGAGGAUGGUACGGAAGUUAAAGUAGAAGCGAGUGCGGUGAAACAGUUGUUAGAAGAAGCGGUGGGUGUUGACGACGGUGAGGAGGUUGGGCUGGCGCUACACGCGGGACACACUCCUAUCAUGAUACGAGGGGAGGAUGGGGUGCUAUACCAGGUGGCUGGUGAAAAUGAAGCCGGUCAAACAUUACUAGUAGCGGCGGAAGGUGUUGAGGGAGCCGUUGAAGGAGUGGAAGGAGCUGAGUGUGAUGGAGAAGGAGUUAUGUACGUCACGAGGGAAGACGGACAGACGUUACUCGUAGCCACUCAAGGCGUAGAUGGUACAGUGCAAGGCGUUGAAGGCGCUGAAGGCGAAGCGGAAGGAGUCACAUAUGUUACUAGAGAAGAUGGGCAGGACGUGUUGACGAUCGAUCCGACGCAGUUAGCGCAGCUAAUGCCGGGCGGUGAAGCCGGAGGAUUACAACAGGUCGCUGUUCAAGUUGAAGGCGAGCCUGGCGAAGACGCGACACAGGUCAUCGCACAGCUGGUACAGGCAGAUCUGCCUUCACCUGGUGGCACGCGUCGCGUCGUCCUAUUAUUACCGGACGGCAGUUUUACUAUGACAGAACUAGAUAAAGAACAAUACGAGUCAAUAACAGAAGGCGCCAAGGCCCAAGAGUGA